Messenger RNA from Anolis carolinensis (green anole), 3184 nucleotides. It is a transcript of the gene cdca7, whose product is annotated as cell division cycle associated 7. The transcript is spliced from 10 exons. The record is from RefSeq and is a predicted model, not a curated record. The coding region runs from base 214 to 1476 and encodes 420 amino acids. Gene Ontology annotation, biological process: regulation of DNA-templated transcription. Gene Ontology annotation, cellular component: nucleus. NCBI's taxonomy places the organism in Eukaryota, Metazoa, Chordata, Lepidosauria, Squamata, Anolidae.
CUUGUCUUUAACUUUAUUUCUGUGCAUGGCUCAGCAGCAAGGAGGUGAGACAAAAACCCUGCCCGGACAGAGGCGUUUUUGUAAAUCUUCCAGGACCUUUUCACUUUCGCGGGAAAAACUGCCCCCAAUCCCUUUUGGAGAGUCUUUGGCGCGAGUCUUUGGCGGCGUGGCUCUCCUUUCUUUGCCUGGCUCCCAUUCCGGUUCCAACUCGCAAUGGUGCAGUUGCGUUCCUCCAGUGGCUACCCAGCCGCCAGCAUGGACCCUUUCCGUUUGCAGGGCGACUUUUCAGAAAAGAAGCAAUCUACAGCAUUCCGCAAUACAAAGCUGAUCCCUAUGGAAACCUCUUCAUCCUCUGAUGACAGCUGUGACAGUUUUGGCUCCGAUAAUUUUGCAAACACGAAAUCGAAUUUCAAGCCAGAAGUUACAGAAGAAAUGGCCGAAAUCUUCAAAGAGGAUUCAGAUGAUGAAUCGUUUUGUGGAUUUUCAGAAAGUGAGAUUCAGGAUGCAUUGAAACUGGAUACCGAUUCUGAAGGAAAUGAUGAGAGUGUUGAAGAUGAAAAUCGACAUAAGAGACCACAGAAUUGCCCUGUCCCUCUUAAAGUUGCUAUGAAGUUUUCACCUCGGAGGUCUAAGAGGGGGAAGGCCCCUGCUCCUAAACUACCCUGUGAACUGGACCUGGAUUCAGAUUCUGAUGAAGAAAGGGGCCCAAAAUUCUUAGAGAAAAGAGCUUUAAAUAUAAAGGAAAACAAGGCCAUGCUUGCAAGAUUAAUGGCAGAAUUGAAUGUCCCUGGAAUGUUUCCUGGGAAAGGUCUACUGGGAAAUCCUAUUUUGAAACCACGGAGGACUCCCAGGAAAUCAUUUCCCAAAAGUGCUUUACGGAAGAAUCCAGAGAGAAGUUCUAGGCCUCAUACCAGAUCACGAUCCCUGAUUGAAGGUCCUCCAAGCCCCAUGUCAGAUAGGCAGGAGGAAGAUCCUUACGUUUUAGUGAGAAGGAGAACAUUUGAUGACUAUUCUGAGGAUGAAAUGGAUGUUCCCAGAAGAAAACGUCACAGCGCUAUGACUCUUCCCCAUGUUAUACGUCCAGUGGAAGAAAUAACCCAGGAAGAGUUAAAUAAUAUCUGUGAAACUGCCAGUGAUAAAGUGUACAACCGUGUAGUGGGGUCCACCUGUCAUCAGUGCCGUCAGAAAACUACAGACACCAAGACAAACUGUCGCAACCCAGAAUGUAUAGGAGUACGGGGUCAGUUUUGUGGGCCCUGUCUUCGCAACCGCUAUGGAGAGGAAGUCAAGACUGCUUUGCUGGAUCCGGACUGGUAUUGCCCGCCCUGCCGUGGAAUCUGCAACUGCAGCUUCUGUAGGCAGCGGGAAGGGCGAUGUGCGACAGGCGUGUUGGUUUAUUUGGCCAAGUAUCACGGUUAUGAUAACGUCCAUGCCUACCUGAAAAGUCUGAAGCAAGAACUUGAAAUGCAAGAAUGAAAUUACUGGCAGUGAUCCGCAAUCAACAUACACCAGUUUAGCAUUCUCAUUGAAGUUUUUCAAUGUUUAAAAAUUUUGUAUUUUUAUUUGUACAAAAUUGUCAGCAUCUUUAAAGAGGGAAACAAAAGUAAUUCACUCAAUUGUGUCAUUUGGUUGGCAUUAGAUAUUACAGGAUGUGAGUCUACUGUUUACAACUAGAAGUUGUUCAAGUUUCAUACUGUUAGGUCAUUAGUUCUCAACCUGUGGGUCCCCAGGUGUUUUGGCACAACUCACAGAAAUCACAGCCAGUUUACCAGCCGUUAGGAUUUCUGGGAGUUGAAGACCAAAACAUCUGGGGACCCACAAGUUGAAAACUACUGUGUUAUGUCAUUGGUUACAUUAUGUCGGCUACAUACUUGCUCAACUUACUUGGAUGGUAGUCACAGAAAGGCUCUGACUUUUGCAGGAGGAGAUGCUUGCUUACUAUUUGGUUCUGCUGGUUCUCACUGUGCCAGGACCUUGCAUUUUUGGAGGUAGUUGGAAAGGAGACUCAGGCACUGGAGGCUGCAUGGUUAAGAGUCUAUGGCUGAAAUCUUGGGACCUUAGAAAUAGCAUAAUUAGGCUGAGCCAUAUACCUUUGAAUGGUCUCUCUCUCUCUCUCCCCCCCCCCCCCCUUUCACCAUUUCCUGCUCUUUUUGUUUGUGGGCAGGCAAGAUUGCAAAAGCAUUUGGCUAUGUGUCCAUAGCCAGAUGCAUAAUGAUUAUAUCAGCGUUGAGACCUCUAGGGGACCUUGGUAGAUCUCAGCACUCAAGUCAUCAUUUUGUGAAUGUAUAGUCAGAUGGAUUUGAGAUUCUGCCGGCUCCCCAUGAAACAGGGAAUGGUGUUGAUCAUUGCAGUUCAAUUAGAGAUAGUUCAGGUUCAUCUGCCACAGUGUAGACUGGUCAUGAAGAACAUCUUAUUUCAGGAGUCGAGUGUCUAUGCUAUUUUAGAUGGCAUUUGUUGGUAUAAUGUGGGGCUUGCACUUCAAGCAUCAGUAACAGGUGGGAGACUGUUGCUCUUAAUUAUGCAGUUCAUGUUGAAAAAACUGACAUUGCACUUGCUUAAAAUCAAAACGCUUUUCAUUUAUAACAAGCAGUGCUUAAAGGAAGUGGAAAGAACAGUGUUAACGACGCACACAUUCAUGCCAGGAAAACUAGCUAUGUAGAAUAUUUUACUAGUGUACAAUAGAAUGCCUAGCUGUUUCUUUAACGUGAAGAGGUGUCUUCUAGCACAUUGUAUGUAGCUCAUUGUAAAUGAUACCCUAAACAAUAAUUGACAAUAGGGAUCUUUUCCUCCAUCAGACAGAACUGGGCAGAUGUUUAUUUUCAAAUGGUAUAUUUUGUUUGUGUGAAAAUAUUAAAAAUGGGAUAUGGGCAGCUUGUGACUCUCCAGGAGAUAUGGGAUUGUAAUUCCCAAUCAGCACUAGGCCACACAGCCAAUUGUAAGGGAUGCUGGAAAUUGUAGUCUAGCAAUGCCUGGAGAACCUAACUCCAGAUCUAAAGCUGUCUUGACUAUUUCUAUAAGUAAAUCUUAUGGUUAAACAUGUUAAUUUGGAUUUUGUGCAGUUUUAUUUUAACCAUAGGAAAAGCCUCUGGCCGGAGUCAUGUACUGUCUUGAAGUAGUUUCAUAAGUACUGUAAAUAGGUUCUGUGAUCUAUGAAACGUGACAAUAAAAUGCUGCUUAGAAGUGA